AUGGGUACUAAAGAAGAAACGGCGAUCAAUAUGUCCAGGCAGUUGUAUUCGUUUACGGACAAGUUGACACCACAAGACCAACAAUUUUUUGAGUUAGUAAAGAGUUGCAACUUACCAGCGAUUGAAAAGUAUUUGAAAACCAACAGUGUAAAUAUCAAUAUGAAAUACCAGGGAGACACACCGUUGCAUCUGGCUAUAAAGAAUCAAUGCGAACCCCUAGUCGAUUUAAUCCUUCAACAAAAAGGUGUAAACAUCGGCGAUUCUAUGCUGUUGGCGAUCACGUACGACAACCUCAAGCUGCUGGAUCGACUUCUAGAAUUUGAGGAGACUAACGGCAGAGCCAACAGCCGUGGCAGGGGUAGUGGGUGGAAAAGGAUGGAGCCAAGUCCAUAUGGCUCAUCGCAUGACGAUGACAACGAUUCGGAAGAGUUCCCGCGAUUCAUGACGCCGCUGUUGUUGGCCACGCAAUGUGGCCUGUACGAGACGGUAGAGUACUUGCUGAACCGCGGCCACACGUUGGACAGGCCGCACCCACCGCGGUGCACGUGCGAUGAACGAUGCGCAGCCGCGGCCAAGCGCGGCGAGGUGGUCACCGACGGCUGUGAACGGCUGAAUGCGUACUGGGCCAUCAGCAAUCCGGCGUUUAUAUGUACCACGUCCACCAUCUCCGACCCUGUGCUCUGGUGCUUCCAGUUGCGUGACGAACUGUUACGAUGUGGAUCUGAAGAACAGGUGUACAAGGGCACGUACACGUCAAUGGCCGAGCAGGUGCAUAUCGAACGUCAACGUUUAUUUAGGAAGCGCAUAAAGAAUCCAAAAAUAUUGUGUCCGACCGGCAAUUUUAGCAGACAAAUAUUUUGGUUGACAAUAUUAUAG
Messenger RNA from Myzus persicae (green peach aphid), 876 nucleotides. RefSeq names its product short transient receptor potential channel 7-like. Gene Ontology annotation, biological process: calcium ion transmembrane transport; regulation of cytosolic calcium ion concentration; manganese ion transport. The coding region runs from base 1 to 876 and encodes 291 amino acids. The transcript is spliced from 3 exons. Lineage: Eukaryota; Metazoa; Arthropoda; Insecta; Hemiptera; Aphididae. Gene Ontology annotation, cellular component: membrane; cation channel complex. The record is from RefSeq and is a predicted model, not a curated record. Gene Ontology annotation, molecular function: inositol 1,4,5 trisphosphate binding; store-operated calcium channel activity; protein binding.